This is a messenger RNA of Brenthis ino (lesser marbled fritillary), 1683 nucleotides long. The record is from the annotation of a GenBank genome assembly. NCBI's taxonomy places the organism in Eukaryota, Metazoa, Arthropoda, Insecta, Lepidoptera, Nymphalidae.
AUGAAGAACUUGGAGAGUCGGCAAGCGGCGGUAACACUGCUUCAGAUAAAAAACUAUGAUCCAACUAAAUACGCUGUGAAGAGGGAGGAAAGUCCUCACAUAAUGUUCAACAGCGGCCCGAGUUUACCGCCUUCCGACAGAGCGAGAGAGGUUAUGCAUUGUAAUGCCGUCAUCGAUAUUAUAAGCAAGGCUGUCGCGGUCGCGCAGCGUGAAAACGAAGAAUCUCAUAAUUUCCCGCCUACCUACUCGAGUGUCAUUGACAGGACUCAUGCCCCGAGCGUCAGCGAUGUAACCUACGCGCAGGAGUACCCCGAGGACCAGUACAUCGCGUAUAACGCGCCCCAAAGUGCCACCAGCCCCGGAAGCAACGAUGAUCAUGACAAUAAAGAAAUGGACCUUUCACUAUAUGGCACUAUUAAGAAUGAAACAGUUGAACACAUUGAACAGACUGAUCGCGAAGUCACGGGGCCCUUCUUACAUAGAACUUUAACGAGCAAAUCAUCCACCUUCGCGGACGAGUACAAACAACACGUUUUUGGCCGAACAUGCAAUAAAAUAAAACAGGGUAAAGAUAACUCCGUAUAUGAAGACUGCAGUCAGAGCAGUAGCGGGUCAGAUCCGGACAGGCUGCAAAUGGAUAUUUCUGAAGUGUCGCAGGACGACCCUGAAGAAACACAGUCCGUGCCGUCCGCUCAGUCGUCUCCUAAGCCACCACACGAAAACGAACCGGACAAGGAUUCUCUGUGGCAAGCCCUUCAUAGACAAAAUGGUCGCGGCGGUGAAGCCACGCAGCUGCUAAGGCGGUUGAUCAACAGCAAACAUCUGGGCAUGACGGUGUCUCCGCUACGGGGCACGACGUCGCCGCUGCCGACGCCGCUGCUACCUCCCAAUGGAGCUGUUUCACCGAACGGAGAAUGGUCAAGUUCCGGUCGAGGCACAGGAGGCGGUGGGGGCGGCGGCGCGGGGGGCACGGCACGCAGGAAGCAGAGCUGCCCGGCGCGCGCGCAGCCGCUGCACGAGGCGGCGGGCGUGUGGCCCUCGCACGACAACAUCGCUGUGGUGAGGAUGUACACUUGUGCUUGGCAGGAAAUGGCGGAUGGCGCGGCGGGCGCGGGCGCGGGCGGCGUGGCGGGCGCGGCGGGCGCGGGCGCGCGCGGGGCGCCGCGCGUGGAGCUGUCGUGCAGCAACUGCGGCACGCACACCACCACCAUCUGGCGGCGCGACGCGCGCGGCGAGAUGGUGUGCAACGCGUGCGGCCUCUACUACAAGCUGCACGGCGUGCCGCGCCCCACCGCCAUGCGCCGCGACACCAUACACACGCGCCGCCGGCGGCCGCGGCACGACGCCAAGCACGCGCGGAACAAGACCCGUCGCAGCGGCAGCGGGGGCAACGAGGGCGUCGCGGCAGCGGGCGGCCCCGGCGGCGAGGCGGCGGAGGGCGGGCGGGGCGGCGCGGUGGGCGGCGGGGCGGGGGCGGGGGCGGCGGGCGGCGACGGCGCGGAGGAGGCGGUGCUGGCGGCGCUGCGGCGGCAGCUGCAGCCGCACCUGCUGGCCGCGCUGCACGCGCACGCGCCGCGCUCGCACGCGCACUCGCACCGGCAGCAGGUGGGUCGAAGUAUGCCCGAGUACGACGAGGCGCCGCUCAACCUGGUGGCGAGCCACGUGGCCGCGGAGGAGACGCAC